Myotis lucifugus (little brown bat) is the source of this 2042-nucleotide messenger RNA. Its product is annotated as HEAT repeat-containing protein 5A-like. The transcript is spliced from 13 exons. The record is from RefSeq and is a predicted model, not a curated record. The coding region runs from base 76 to 2040 and encodes 654 amino acids. Gene Ontology annotation, cellular component: membrane; endocytic vesicle; Golgi apparatus. Lineage: Eukaryota; Metazoa; Chordata; Mammalia; Chiroptera; Vespertilionidae. Gene Ontology annotation, biological process: retrograde transport, endosome to Golgi; intracellular protein localization; endocytosis.
AUUCUACUUUGUUUCAGGUGUAUUGACUGAUGUUUAAUAAGAACAAUUGAGACCAGUUAGAAUUUUCUGCAAGGAAUGGAAUUAGCUCAUAGCUUAUUGCUGAAUGAAGAAGCAUGCAAUCAACUAGGUGAAGUUCAGAAGGCAGAGUUCAUUUUUGAUUGGUUGAGAUAUUUGGAAAAGCUCUUGCUAGCAACCAGCAGGAGUGAUGUGAAGGAGAAACAGAAGACUCUUGUUGAGCAGCUCCUGUCUUUGUUGAACAGCUCCCCAGGGCCUCCUACCCGCAAACUUCUUGCUAAGAAUCUAGGCAUUCUUUAUGGUAUUGGAGACACAUUCUCUGUCUAUGAGACAAUCGAUAAAUGUAAUGAUCUUAUUCGUAGCAAAGAUGACUCUCCAAGUUACCUUCCCACUAAACUUGCUGCUGUGGUAUGUUUGGGUUCCUUGUACAAGAAGUUGGGUAGAAUAUUAAGUAACACUUUUACUGAAACAGUUGGGAAUAUUCUUAAAGCUAUGAAGAGUGCAGAGUCUCAAGGUCGAUAUGAGAUUAUGUUGAGUCUGCAAAAUAUAUUGAAAGGACUUGGAGCUGCUGCUACACCUUGCCACAGAGAUAUUUAUAAAGCUGCUAGAUCCUGCUUAACAGAUAGGUCCAUGGCUGUUCGUUGUGCUGCUGCAAAGUGUCUCUUUGAACUUCAGAACGAGGCCAGCUUCAUGUGGAGUACAGACCUGGACAGUGUGGCCACACUAUGUUUUAAGUCAUUUGAAGGUUCCAAUUAUGAUGUGCGGAUUUCAGUUUCAAAGCUACUAGGGACAGUGUUGGCUAAAGCUAUAAUUUCUAAACAUCCAGGAGCAGCAGCCUCACGUCAAAGCAUUCGCAGAGUAUCUCUGGAGGAAGUUCUGGAAUUACUAGGAACAGGGUUUCUACGUGGGAGUUCAGGAUUUCUUCGAGCCAGUGGUGAUAUGCUGAAAGGAACCAGUUCAGUCAGUAGGGAUGUUCGAGUUGGAAUUACUCAGGCUUAUGUGGUAUUUAUUUCAACACUAGGAGGAGCAUGGCUAGAGAAGAAUUUUGCUGCCAUUCUUUCUCAUAUCCUAAGCCUUGUGUCACAGUCACACCCUAAAGUCACCCAAGCUCAGGCUGAUGCUGUCUGCGGUCGCCGUUGUGUUUCAUUUAUCCUUCGAGCUACUAUAGGAGGCCUUCUUGGAGAAAAGGCUCAAAUUGCUGCUGCUAAGGAUAUUUGCCAGGCUAUAUGGAAGUUAAAGAAAGUGGUCGAUGCUGUGAUGUGUGACGGUAAUUUGGAAACCCGGCUUGGCUCCACAGAUGUAGCAGCCAGCCAGCAUAUGCUGGUGUGUGCUUUACAAGAACUCGGAAAUCUCAUACACGGUCUCGGGACCACAGCUGCGCCUUUGCUGCAGGAUUCAAGUGCAGGCAUUCUUGACAGUGUCAUUUCAGUUAUUCUUCAUCCUAGCAUAUCUGUUCGGCUAACAGCAGCCUGGUGUCUACACUGCAUUGCUGUGGCAUUACCUUCUUACCUAACGCCGCUCUUGGACCAUUGCCUUGAAAGGCUUACUGUACUUAAGUCUUCACCCGAAGCAGUGACUGGCUUUAGUUUUGCUGUGGCAGCUUUAUUGGGAGCAGUGAAACAUUGUCCUUUAGGAAUUCCUCAUGGAAAGGGCAAGAUUAUUUUAACAUUAGCAGAGGAUUUGCUGUGUUCUGCUUCUCAAAACAGUCGCCUUUCAGCUCAGCGCACACAAGCUGGAUGGUUAUUGAUUGCUGCUCUGAUGACAUUAGGUCCUGCUGUUGUCAGUCAUCACCUUGCUCGAGUCCUGCUGUUGUGGAAGUGUGUCUUUCCAGUGUCUCCUAAGGACCUAGAAACAGAAAAGAGCCGAGGAGAUUCCUUUACAUGGCAGGUAACCUUAGAAGGACGAGCUGGUGCACUCUGUGCUAUCAAGAGCUUUGUUUCCCACUGUGGCGAUCUCCUUACAGAGGAAGUAAUUCAGCGUCUUCUUCCACCACUUCCUUGUGCUGUGGAUUUGCUAACCCGGUAAGG